Parastagonospora nodorum SN15 is the source of this 900-nucleotide messenger RNA. RefSeq lists its product as hypothetical. The record is from RefSeq and is a predicted model, not a curated record. The transcript is spliced from 3 exons. Bases 1 to 900 code for a protein of 299 amino acids. Lineage: Eukaryota; Fungi; Ascomycota; Dothideomycetes; Pleosporales; Phaeosphaeriaceae.
AUGCGGCAUUGCAUCAAUGGGCUGCGCCACCGGUCAUGGGAACAAACAAGCAUCGAUGUGCGACCGAGCUCAACAGUUCGGGUUAAUCAGGAUGCUCAUCAAGGGUGGUCAGAACGUAGAAUAAUCCCAGACGAUGAUGCAACUGCACGCGAAGCGACAGGUAUUCAGGUAAAUGAAUCGCGCCUCCUGGGUGGGGGAUGCUGGAGUGAGCGAGUUUCGAGCACCUCUGUGGUUCAUGCAACGGCUUGGCAAUGUUCCAGGCUGUUUGGCGAUGGCGAAGCGAGCGUGAUCAAAAACAGCAAUGCGCAGAGCGACGAGCACAAAGCGCAACGGCAGGCGAGGGACGCGCCGGGUCAGCUAAAUUUGGAGUGGUGUUCUUGUCGGCCCAUUGGCCCUGGCGCAGAGCGUUCCCUUCACCAGCUUGGAAACGUCGCGCAGGGAAGCGCGGGCUGGCGGGACAUUCAGGGUGCAGAGAACCAGACACCACGAGCGUCUAGACCAUUCACGGCCAACGAUCCGAAGGGUGCCAGCGAGCAAGCUGCGCCGCCUUGUGUGACCUCACGACGGCAUUCCAGAACGACUUGCGGGGCUAGAGAGGGAAAUGAUGUGCGCGCAAGCAGGGACAGCCGGCCUCCAGCCCACCCACCAGCCGGCGCUCAACCAUGCUGCUGGCCGGCGACUGCGCCUAGCUCGCCCUCGACAAGCGGGCAGCUUCGAGGCGUCGAGCGUCGAGGCGUCGAGCAAGAAAGCCGUCGGGAUUCCACACUCGACAGCGCAUCGUGUCGGGUUUCGUUCAGAAGGCUGGUGACGAGUGCGGUUAGAGGGCUGGUCGAGCAUGCAUUCCCCUGGCUACGGGAGAAAGCAGCGGUCAGGGCGAGAGGCUUGGGUCACGCAGGCUAG